AUGAAGUUUUGGAGCCCGAUCAUCUUACUAUUCACCUUUUCUCAUUUCACUGCCGCCAUCCAACCAUUCCAUUGCGGCAAAAAAAGCUUGCAUCCUUUUCCAACGUGCGGUUAUGUGAACCAGGGAGUGUAUCACCUCGCUCCUAGCUCAACAUCUCAGUGCGCGGAUACCCAGAUAUGUUAUUGUUGCCAUAUCCAAUAUGGGACUUGGGCGGCCACCAGCCCCAAAGAAUACGACAACGAGCUCAGAACCCAAUGCAAACCUGCCUUGUAAAGCAUUUUGGAGCAGCAGCAGUCACUGCUGAUCAGU
This is a messenger RNA of Puccinia graminis f. sp. tritici CRL 75-36-700-3, 309 nucleotides long. RefSeq lists its product as uncharacterized. The transcript has 3 exons. Lineage: Eukaryota; Fungi; Basidiomycota; Pucciniomycetes; Pucciniales; Pucciniaceae. The record is from RefSeq and is a predicted model, not a curated record. Bases 1 to 273 code for a protein of 90 amino acids.